GUUGGCGAGGAGCGCGCGCCGGGCCGCGGCGGCGAGGCAGGAGGAGGCCCCCAGCGGCAGGAGGAGGAGGGACGCCAUCCGGGCCGCUGUUAGAGAUAGACAGUUCCAACCGAAGGGCAGAAGAAAAAAAAAAGACAAGCCAUUGGACAGUUACUAGUACCUGGUGAUCUUCCAUCCUGUGAACGUAACCGCCGCGCCUUCGCUGUAGGAGGGGAGUCCUUGUCCUCCUGCGCGCGCUCGCCCCGGCCCUGCAUCAAGAUCAGCCGACGAACAUCAGGGCCUUUGAUUCCAGGGCGGAGGAGGUCGAUGGGGUCCGUGGUGAGCUCGGCGGCGAACGGCGUCGGCACGCUCGUCGGGAACGUCGUGUCCGCGCCGUUCAAGCUUCUCUUUGGCGCCUCCUGCGAGAGCGUUUGCUCGGGGACAUGGGACCUGCCCUGCUUCAUCGAGCAUGUCUGCAUCUCGAGCCUGCUCAGGCUCUUCGUCGUUAUCAUCGUCACCUACAUCGUGCUGCUUUUCGGGUAUGUCCUGUGCAAGCUGGGCAUCGUCAAGUGCGUGGCCAAGAACGCCUUCAAGAUGGUGUGGAAGCCCUGCUCGGCCUGCUGCCGCGCGCCCGGCCUCCUCUGGCACAAGGUGCGCAAAACCAAGCGCGUGCACCGUGGCCGGCGCGGCCGCCGGGAGCGGGACGUCGAGCUGGGGGAGCCCAGCAGCACGAGCCGCUCAUCCUCCUCAUCCUCCUCCUCCGGCGACGAAGACAGUGACCGCCGCCGGGGCGCCGCGGCGAGCAGCAGGUCGAGGGGGAGGUGGUCGUCGUCGUCGUCGUCCGUGCGGGAGAGGAGGAAGGACAGGAUCCGGCAGUCCCUGCGCCUCAAGAGGGUCAGCUCCAAGGUGGAGCGCGCUGCGAGGGAGUCGGACUGGUCCGCUGCCUCCUGCCACCCAGAGCCCACCACCGGCGCCGUCCCCCACCGGCGCUGCUUCCUGCUGCUACCGGCGUUGGCCCGGUUCACCGCCUCCUGCCAUUCUAGGCCACGCCUCGAGCAUGCCGAGGGCGGCCGCCAAGAGGUCCGCAUCCCCAACGAGCGAGCCGCGCACGAGGAGCACGGCCUGGAGCCCGUGCAUGGCGUCUAA
Panicum virgatum (switchgrass) is the source of this 1125-nucleotide messenger RNA. RefSeq lists its product as uncharacterized. The record is from RefSeq and is a predicted model, not a curated record. The transcript has 4 exons. Bases 307 to 1125 code for a protein of 272 amino acids. NCBI's taxonomy places the organism in Eukaryota, Viridiplantae, Streptophyta, Magnoliopsida, Poales, Poaceae.